Molecule: messenger RNA, 237 nt
Organism: Naegleria fowleri
Lineage: Eukaryota; Heterolobosea; Eutetramitea; Acrasida; Naegleriidae
Exons: 2
Coding region: 1-237 (78 amino acids)
Source: RefSeq, a predicted model, not a curated record
AUGUCUCAAAAUCUUCAACACUCGAUUUCUCUUGAAAUUGUUGUGGAGCGAGCAACGAAAUUGAUCGCAGCUGAUAUCCUUUCGCAUUCGUCAGAUCCCUGUGUGGUGGUUAAAGUUCCCUAUCAAGGACUUGUAAAAGAAGAACGAACGAGUGUCAUCAAACGAAACCGAAAUCCUGAAUGGAAUGAGCUCUUGGAAAUGUUUAAAUGUGGAAGAUGGACUCAGAUGAAAAAUUAG